This is a messenger RNA of Hydractinia symbiolongicarpus, 3528 nucleotides long. RefSeq names its product interaptin-like. Lineage: Eukaryota; Metazoa; Cnidaria; Hydrozoa; Anthoathecata; Hydractiniidae. The record is from RefSeq and is a predicted model, not a curated record. Bases 229 to 1893 code for a protein of 554 amino acids. The transcript is spliced from 12 exons.
UCUAUUUCAUGGAUCUCCUUAGAACGUACAUAAUUUCCUAAAAGUUAUUGCACCUAUUAGCAAUUAUAUACUUCUAGAACAGUGUGUUUCUGUUAUAUAAUUAAGAUUUGCUCCAAUAUGUUUAUUUAUUAUUUAUGAUAUUUUAAUAUUUCAUAGAUUAAAUUAAAUAGUACAAGAUUAUGGAUGUAAUGAUGGUAAAAAAUCCUUGUAAAGUGGAUCCAACCUAAUAUGACCAAAUUAUCCAAUUCAAAGUUACACAAUCUCAAUUUGGUAUUGGAUGAAGAGCAUUACCGGCUGUCGUCUUCUAAUGAUGAGGAUGAUGAGAAUACUGUAACAACAGAUUCACCUGAGUUAGCAAAAAAUAAAAUAAAUUCCUCUGAGUUAAUCAAAGAAACAAAUGCUCUUCUUAAGCGAAGAUCAUCAACUCUUAGUUUAGAAGAAGAGACACCAACUUCGACUAUGGUUUCAUCAAGCCUUACCAGUUGCCCUACAAGCAUUCUAGGAACAAAACAUGUGAAGCAUGCAUUACCUGUGUUACAAGAUUUAAAACCAAAAAAAUCUGUCCGUUUCGGCAUGGAAAAUAACGUUACAUUCGAAAUUCAACAACCCGAGUUCAGAUCUUCAAUCGAUAGCACAGAUUCUGAAAGUUUCGACAUAGAAUGUGAUCAAAGUAUUUUUGGUAACAUCAGAGAUGCUAGCUCAUUAUUAGAAGACAGUGAUGAUGACGAAGAUGAUGAUGAGGAGGAGGAUCAGGAUGUAAACAAUAAUCAUCCAAUUGAGAAAGACAUAAAAAAUUUAGAAAAACAAAAACAGAAGUUGAUCCGUGAAAAUGAAGAACUGCGCAAUCGACAUGAAAGAGAGAUGAAACAACUACGUGAAGAAUACCAGCGCCGAAGAGAAGAUUACUAUGAUGAGUUAGACGAAGUUCAACAUGAAAUGGAUGAACGAAGAAACAAAAUGAACACAGGAGUUGGUGAUCACCAGGAUUACGAGAAUUUAAAGCAAAAACAAGACUUAUAUUUGAAAGAAAAGAACGAUUUAGAAGAAAAAGAAAAACAGAUCAAAAAGAAAAAAGAUGACAUUGCAGAACAAGAAAAAGAGUUGCAAGAAUAUCAACAAUAUUUAAAUCGACGACAUAAAUCAUUAAAUGAAAAAGAAGAAGACCUUUGUAUUCUACAAGAUGAACUGGAAGAUUUAUCGGAUGCAUUAUCAGAAAAGCGAGCAAAAUUAAAAGAAGAAGAAGCAACACUCAUUAUGGCUCCCAAAGGAUGCAACCAUGACGACGAAGAAAUUGAACAAACACGCAUCGAGUUGAUGGACUCACUUACUAAGGAAAAAGAGCUACGAAAACAAAUUGCAGGAAGGGAUAAAGAAAUUGAAAAACAAAACACUGAAAUAAAAGAUUUAGAAUUGGAGAAAAAUAAAUUACGAACUAAAAUAAAACAUUUAGAGUCGCAACUUUCUUUGAUUGUCAAACCCGUUCAUUCACAUUACCAUAAAAGGACUAGUCUCCGUCACAUGACCGGGAUACCGCUAAAUGUCACAACGGGGGAGAACAUAUCUCCGCCUAGCACUUCAUCUGAGUCAAUACAAGGUAACAAAAGAGAUGGUAUGUUAUCCCCUACUCGUGAUUCGCCUAAGAAAACUUUAUCUUCCCCGCCGCACGUUUCGAACACUUCAUCGUUGACGAUAAAAAAUGAAAUCUCUGAAGGUAGCCCUAAUCAUUUGUAUGUUUCACGGAAUAAAACCAACGUCGAGGAUUUAGAGUUAACAGACGAUAGCGCGGGAGAGCCGUAUUAUUUCGAAGAAUCAGAAGACAUGUAUUCCAAAGAUACGACGGAUAAAACGAAAAGUUCAAAAUCUGCAAUAAGCAAGACGUGCCUCAUCAUGUGAAUUAUUACGCCCGUCAACGGCCAUAAUUAUAGCAGCUGUUAAUUUUGAUGACUUGUAAGGGGGCACAGUAAAUUGUUGAAAAGCUCUUCCAACCAUUUUAUACAGUUUACUGUUGGGCUGCAAUGUAUAACGAAUGAGCUAGGACAGAUAUUUUAAUAAUAAUUUUUAACCCUAGUCAGUUUAUGGGAAUUUAUCUUUGUAAAUAAGUUAAUAAUUUUUGGUUUUAGGAUAAUAUUGAUAUACCUUAACCUAAGAACUUGUACACUUUUAAGAAUUUGGAAACAUUUUAUAAAUCAUUUAAAUUUGUGUAUUUAUAUUUAUAAAAUUUUUAAUCUGUAAUAAUUAAUCUAAAAAGCUACUCUGAAAUUCCAUCUAGGAUAUUUUUUAAUCUGAAUUCGAUCAGCCAUUUUAGGUGGUAGAGUAACCCCAACCAAUAUUUACUAGUUUUAUAGCUAGUGCAAAAAAUCGCCCUAUUACAGCGCACCAAUUCCAAACUCGUUGCAACAGUAUUAUAUUUUGAGAAAAUUAACAUAAACUUUUGAUGCUGUAUCUAAAAAAUAUAUGUAGUUUUUCGUUAGUUUUUAUAUUUUAUAUACUUCGUAUUUAAAGAUUCAAUAUAUUAUGAUACCCGACUUUCCGUCUCUAAGCCGAGAUGGUAGCUGCGAGAAGCGAUGGGCGAAUUUCUAUGAAUUUUUCCACAGGUACUAGUCGUGGAAAUAGAAAAAAAAAGAAACUUAUUAGAACUCUCAUAACUGAAUCUUAAGAACCGCGCAUAUUUUUAAAAAAACAAUUGUUGACAGUCAUUUUUUGAUGAGUCUGAUUGUGUAAAUAGGAAUUCUACUAGUGCGAUAACAGACUAGCUAAUAAUUUUUAAUUUAAUAUGAUUUAUUACCUACAAUGUAAUGUUAAUUUUUUCUAUUUUUUUUUUAUAUUUAUCGGUUGAUGUCCAAAUAUAAUCUUCAAAACAAUAAUUAGUAUUUUUCUCUUUUUUUUUAGUUUUAUAGGACAUGUUUGAAGAAGGCUGUCGUAGAGUAUAGAAAUGCAAGAAACUAUUGUUGGUUUGGUAAUCUCUGUUGUUUUUCAUUUUUGUUUUUUAUUUUAUCUACACACUGGCAAUUGCGUAUAUGUCUGUCUGUCUGUCUGUCUGUCUGUCUGUCUGUCUGUCUGUCUGUCUGUCUGUCUGUCUGUCUGUCUGUCUGUCUGUCUGUCUGUCUGUCUGUCUGUCUGUCUGUCUGUCUUUGUUUGUUUGUUUGUUUGUUUGUUUGUUUGUUUGUUUGUUUGUUUGUUUGUUUGUUUGUUUGUUUGUUUGUUUGUUUGUUUGUUUGUUUGUUUGUUUUUUUUGUUUGUUUGCUUCUACAAUCGUUAUAAGAUCAUAGCUACUUUGGACCUGCAUUUUUAUUAACAUUUAAAUAUAGCAAGGGUGUUUCUGCAUUCUAGGUUCCAACAACUAAAAUCCGCAAUCUAUUGCGUUUAAAAAAAAAUGUGACAUUUUGUAGUCCAUCAUCUUCUGUACAAGUAGAAUUUGUACACGUUUAGUGUAGAUGUUGUUAGACCAGGAUAUGUCGCGUGAAUCAACGUGAUAUGUCGCAAUCAACGGUAAAUGUCAUAAGGUCGCCGGUAAAUGUCGCAAGUCAA